This is a messenger RNA of Panicum virgatum (switchgrass), 555 nucleotides long. RefSeq lists its product as uncharacterized. The coding region runs from base 1 to 483 and encodes 160 amino acids. Lineage: Eukaryota; Viridiplantae; Streptophyta; Magnoliopsida; Poales; Poaceae. The transcript is spliced from 5 exons. The record is from RefSeq and is a predicted model, not a curated record.
AUGAGGUUGCUUUUGGAAACUGCAGAGACGUGUGCUGAUGAUGGUGCGGCUAUCGUAGGCGAGCUCGAGAGAGUGCUAGACAAGGCCAAUGCCUAUGCUUCCAAGUUUCAACUUGCUGGUAGUGGCCGCGCGUCAACAGUGGCUGGAGCAAGAGCAAUCAUGACCUCCCUAAUGUUCUCCGAAUCCUCUUGGUCUAUGUCUCAUGGCUUCAGCUGGAAAAGAGGAAGGAUCGAGGCAGCUAGCGCGGAGGAUCGGAGGAUCUGGUGCGGAUCUUUCAAGUGCAUGAGUGGUGAUGAGCUAGCAACUAGUUUCCUUCAACUAUUGCAGAUUGCAGUUCUUAGGUUGGUGAGUAGCUCUAUCUAUCGCAACCUCCACAGGGAUGCACCGGUGAACAGAUUGCAGCUCUUUGGCGCAUAUCCCAUCAUGGCUAUUAGGGGCAGCAGGGGCGAGGAGCCAGCUAAUUUAUCUCUGGAGGCAAGUUGAUCACGUGGGGAAGAAAAGAAAGGGGGCACGCAAGUUAGCGGGGCCCAAGUGGAAAGCGACAGUUUUUUUUUU